CAGAAAAUGAAAUUCAAGUAUCAAAAGAAACACCAGCCGCUCGACCCAAUUAAACAAGCACUACGACUCUUAGCAUGUGCCCUUGGAAAGGCUUUUCUCUACUUGGGAACUCCGGCCCUUUGCCCGCUCCACCAGACGUGUUCGUUAUCACAGCUCCACUGCCAGUAUCUAGGCGUGUGUCCCUUCUGCAGGCCGUGCACUCUUUCCGUAUCGAGGAUCCCGAAAACAUGCUUGAAUCGGUACUCUUCGUGCUAAGGCAGUUCUAUAAAUUCGUCUGCCCCCUGCAAAUCUUCUAUGAAAUCGAGGAAAUGGAACGGACCGACUGCAGGGAGGAACGGGAAAUCUGGUAUGAAAUUUAAGAUUCGGCGACAUGACAACCAAACAAAUUGAUUAAUGGCUGGCAAUAAAGAGAUCCCUCGUUUUUUUGCUCCGAGUUGCCAGUGGAGAUGAGGCUGCUCAACUCGACUCCGAUUCGCACAUAA
Molecule: messenger RNA, 482 nt
Organism: Drosophila bipectinata
Lineage: Eukaryota; Metazoa; Arthropoda; Insecta; Diptera; Drosophilidae
Source: RefSeq, a predicted model, not a curated record